Suillus paluster is the source of this 501-nucleotide messenger RNA. RefSeq lists its product as uncharacterized. NCBI's taxonomy places the organism in Eukaryota, Fungi, Basidiomycota, Agaricomycetes, Boletales, Suillaceae. The coding region runs from base 1 to 501 and encodes 166 amino acids. The record is from RefSeq and is a predicted model, not a curated record. The transcript is spliced from 3 exons.
AUGCCACCAACUCCAUCUAUCACACUUCCUACUAUCUAUGUCAUGGGCAUCAGCAAAGCAUAUUACAGGGUUGUUGAAGUCCACUGCCAUACAUGGCUUUUGAUGCUGGGCUUGGACAAUUUGUGUACUAUAGGCAGGGCAGCAAACUCAAUGAAGGGAAGAUGCAAUUUCAAAGUGGCAAUCGUGCAUACAAGUUCUGCAGAGAUGUUAGUUGAGGAUUGCAAGGCUGUUGAGGUGAUGCUAGUUGAUCUUGAUGUUGAUAUUGAACACAUACCAUAUACUGCACCUCCUGGUGGGAAUGGAGCAGACCUUAGCCAUGGAGGUGGGGAGUAUGAAGCCUUUGAAGGACUAGCUCAGCAAAUGGCAGACCUCUCUGGCUUCUGCUAUGUGGAUCCUCACACAUGCAAGGACUGUAUCGAUGUCCAGAACAUCAAUUGGAAUCUUCAGAUGGAACACCUCAUCAAGGCUUAUUUGGACUAUCACAAUACCUCAGCCAGCUGA